CUUGAACAGCAAUGGCGGAAGCAACAAAGCUAAGUGGAAGUGACGCUCCUCCCAAAGAACCUACUGAAAUGUCCAGUUACAGGGACUGCGUGGAUGUGAUGCUGAGGCUCCUUUCAGACUUUGGAAAACAGAUGAAGCUCCAAUUAGGAGAUACUGCUUUGAGAAUAGAAGUCAACCAUGGCGCUGUGAAUCUGUCAUCAUCUUCAGAAGCUCUUCUUCACGGCUCUUUGCAGGAGCAUAUUGCUAAAUUACAGGCUGUUUCAGAAAGCCUGAGGUCGCUCAUGGAGUCUGAGGAUGUUGCUUCUGUGAAAGAAAGCACGUCGGACAAAUCUGUCGCGUCACCCUCGCCCAAGGAGCAGACAGCUGCGUCGUCAGAGCUCCAGCGGCCCGGCUCCGAGGCUGCGGAGAGCAAGACUGAUGACGUCAUGGUCCAGAUCCGAGCCGGAAAGUCAGAGAUUGAGCGGAGAAUAUCUGCAUUUAUGGAACGCAAGCAGAUGGAGAUCAAUGAAAACAAUGUGCGCGAGUUUUGCAACGUGAUCGACUGCAAUCAGGAAAACAGCUGUGCGAGGACAGAUGCAGUCUUUACGCCAUACCCGGGUUUUAAAAGCCACGUAAAAGUCACACGAGUAGUAAACACUUACGGGCCCCAGACUCGUAGCGCCGGGGGAGAUGCUGGGGAGCCUCAGAAGGGGCCAACAACCCGAGACUGUGGAAAUGCAGCCAUAGAGGAGCGGCUUCAAAACAUCGAGGCUCAUCUCAAACUCCCAUCAGUGGGGCCAGUCCCUUUGAAUGUUUACCAGAGGCUGAAGAAGAUGGAAGAUCGCAUCCUAGAGUUAGAAGGACUCUCUCCUGAGUACUUUCAGUCCACUAGUCAUCUCCACAAGCGGCCUAAGACGUCCACCGCUCAGGCCUGCACUCUCACAGAGCUGGAUGAGAAGAUUAGCGCGGUGAAAGCGGCGCUCCUCAAGAGGGUUUCUGAGUUUGGGCCGGGAUACGGGACCGAUUGUCCACUCUGAUGCAUGUCUAAGCACAAUAAAACCAGUCAAGAAUUCAA
Messenger RNA from Xiphophorus maculatus (southern platyfish), 1054 nucleotides. RefSeq names its product MAP3K12 binding inhibitory protein 1 (gene mbip). The coding region runs from base 12 to 1016 and encodes 334 amino acids. The transcript has 9 exons. Lineage: Eukaryota; Metazoa; Chordata; Actinopteri; Cyprinodontiformes; Poeciliidae. The record is from RefSeq and is a predicted model, not a curated record. Gene Ontology annotation, cellular component: cytosol.